Amphiprion ocellaris (clown anemonefish) is the source of this 599-nucleotide messenger RNA. RefSeq names its product mitochondrial ribosomal protein S18C (gene mrps18c). Bases 91 to 480 code for a protein of 129 amino acids. Gene Ontology annotation, cellular component: mitochondrial small ribosomal subunit; ribosome. Gene Ontology annotation, molecular function: structural constituent of ribosome; small ribosomal subunit rRNA binding. The record is from RefSeq and is a predicted model, not a curated record. Gene Ontology annotation, biological process: mitochondrial translation. Lineage: Eukaryota; Metazoa; Chordata; Actinopteri; Pomacentridae. The transcript has 6 exons.
AGAAGCGGUCGGAACUAAACAGUGCAAAUCUCGCUGACGCUCCGGAGUCUUUAGUUUCCGGCUCCACUUCCUGUCCGCUGUCGGGUCAAAAUGUCGUCUCUGAGAUGUUUUCAGCGGUUAAAGAGUGUUUUCUGUGUCCAAGUGAACUCAGGAGUCCGGAGGAUCUCAGCAGCUCCAUCUUCAGUCCAGCAGAAAGAGUCGCUCGUAACGAUGGAGAAUCCGUAUAAAGAGGCUCAGAAAGGCUGCGUCCUCUGUAGCAUCACGGUGGAUUAUAAAAACAUCCAGCUGCUGUCUCAGUUUAUUUCUCCGCACACCGGCAGGAUCUACGGCCGACACAUCACAGGUUUAUGUGGAAGGAAACAGAAGGAAGUGAGCAAAGCCAUAAAGAAAGCUCAAGCUAUGGGUUUCAUGUCUGUGACCCACAAACAUCCUCAGUUCAUGAAGGAUCCCAACAUCUGUGGAAUCAAACUUCUGGAUUAAUAAUCAGUUUAUCUUUUAAUGUUUCAUAACAUCUGUGGAAUCAAACAUCUGGAUUAAUGGAUUAUAAAAGCUUCUGUUCAUGUAUUUAAUGUUUGUUAUUAAAGUUUCUCUGCUGCCGG